Messenger RNA from Paramuricea clavata, 9632 nucleotides. Lineage: Eukaryota; Metazoa; Cnidaria; Anthozoa; Malacalcyonacea; Plexauridae. The record is from the annotation of a GenBank genome assembly.
CAUAUUUUUAAUUCAACGUUUCGACUACUGAAAUAAAAAUAUGAUAUGAUUUUAUAUCGAAAUACGCCGGCUAACCAUCCAGGUCUUUUCAGACCAGCUGUAUCAAUUUUGCAGGGGGGAGUUUUUAGUUUUUGUAAAAUUUGUAAAAUUCAGGGGGGGGUGCGGUGAAGACAUAAACUUUUAUACAAAAUAUUUUUUUGUAAUGGUAUAGUAUAGUGUGCAUAGUACGUGAAAUUUAACUGCGUUUGGACAAUAAAUGUUGAAUAAAAAACACCACAAAUCACUAUGAAACAGCAAGGCAUCCUUUUGUUGUUUAUUGUACUUCUGUACAAUAUUUCAUUGGCGUUUUUCGCACCUUUGGAAUCGAAUGACAACUCUGUGUCUGUGGAAUAUGGCGGCGUGACAGCCGAACAGCUACUUGCUUACUCAAAACACGACGCCAAGUACAACGUUAUAUCCAACGAAAUUGAUUCAUUUUCAUGGCCUUCUUUUCUAAAAGGUCUCGAAUGCGAUGCUUGUAAGUUUAUAACCGGUUUUAUGCAGGGCUUAUUUCGUUUGAACAAGACAGACGAAUUCAUUGCAAGCGCUGCUAUAUUUUGGUGUGAAAAAUUGAAAAUUGAAGACACUCGCGUCUGCUCUGGAAUAAUCCCAGAAUUUAAAAACGAAGCGUUGAGCGUGUUCGAUGAAGUUGGACUAGCACCGAAGGAAAUUUGUGGGUUAAUUCUUGGUCCUUCGUGUAGUGUAGUUAGAGAUUUAUAUCCAGAUUGGAACAUCAGUUUACCAAAUGUACCCAAGCCACCCGUUCAUCCUAUACCGUCGCCGAAAGUGAGUAGCUAGCUGGAUUUUUAUUUGUUUUGCUUUGUAUAAAGCAUGUUUGUAUUAAAUUGGGGAGGUUUUUAAAGUUAUUUAGGUUUUUUAAAGAUAAUUGAUGGUGGAUUGUGAAGGAAUUUAGUUUUGUUUAUGUUGUUGUUGAAAGUCACGAGAUUUGGCAAUUCAAUUGUGGCAAUUAAUACGUCAGACAAGGUCAAUGUCAUCCCACAGCAGCAAUGAUAAUUUUUUAAGAUACUUCUGACACAAAGUCCCAAACCACGGCAGCUUAUUGUAGAAUACUACCUACACUGAACCACCACGUUUGAGAUAUCUUUUUCAGGUAGUUCAGACACAAACCACGACAGCUAGCUUAUUGUAGAAUACUACCUACACUGGACCACGUACCACGUUUCAGACACAAACCACAACAGCUUAUUAAAUAGUAGAAUACUAUUUAGUACACUGGAUCACCAUUUUAACGUUUGAGAUAUCUUUUUCAGGUAGUUCAGACACAAACCACGACAGCUAGCUUAUUGUAGAAUACUACCUACACUGGACCACGUACCACGUUUCAGACACAAACCACAACAGCUUAUUAAAUAGUAGAAUACUAUUUAGUACACUGGAUCACCAUUUUAAUGGAUAUUAGUAUAUUUUAGCCUGGUUCUCCAACAUAUACAAUCCUUCAGUUAUCUGAUGUCCAUAUUGACCAUCAAUAUGCUGAAAACACAAGCACUAAAUGUGGAGAGCCAUUGUGCUGUAGGAAAUAUAAUGGUAUGUUAGUUUGGAUGUAACUGCAUAAGGAGUAUCUUAAUUGCAAAUACUCUAGGGUCCAGGCAUGUUGGAAAAUUCUUAAAGGAAAUCCUGGAAAAGGUUUUGGCCAUAACAUUCAAUAAAACUGAAUAUACCUGGGGUUUUGUAAAUGGCAUCUUUGAACGAAAUUUGUACAAUAGAUUUUUGUUUCAUCCAUCUACGAAUAUUCCCAAUCUAUACACACAUAGAAAUGCACAAGUUGUAACAAACCUGCAGCAUACUUGUAGCAAUGCUGUUCUAACAACUUGUCAACAGGAUGUGUUCGCACUGCUUGUUCCCAGCUUGUUGACAACUUGCUACAAGGUUGUUGAGCUCGACAGACUUGUUACAAGUUAUUUGAACAACUUGUUAUCGUCCUGCAAUUCAACAAUUUGUCAAUAACCAGUUGUGAGUGACAACCUUGUAGCAACCUCAUAAAACAACAGCAUUGUUACAACAUGUCGACAAGCUUGCGAACACAUCUUGUUGACAAGUUGUGAGAUUUUUAUGUGUGUGCAUCUCAAACAUAUGCCAUCCUAUUGUUAUGAGUUUCUCCAGAAAUGAAUAUUUUUUAGUCAAAUCUAAAAACAUGCCAUUAAGUAAUUAAUAUGGUGCUCUUGUUCUUGGUCUAGGUGAAGGCAAGGCGGGUUACUGGGGGUCAUAUGAAUGUGACAUUCCAAUGAGAACAUUUGAAGCUUCAUUGAAACAUAUCAAAGACAUUCAUCAACAUGUAAGCUGACAUUGUCAAUAUCACUUGUUAGUAAUGUGCCUGAUGACGUACUAUUAGAUAACAAGGCCUUAUCAUGAUGACCACAAAUUUUUAACUUAUAGAUUGAUUUUGUGUAUUGGACCGGAGAUGUACCACCACAUAAUGUUUGGAAUCAAUCACGAACUGAUCAGGUAUUCAUGUCUACUCUCUAAAUAUAACUUUGUAAUCAGUUGCUACUUAACUCAUUGAGCACCAUUAGACAAAGUAAAAUAAUAAAGUAGGGUGCAUCGGCACAAUUGGCAGCUUAACAACUAACUAGUAUUUAAACUUUAUUAUUUUUCAAGCUUGUAGCAAUGGAGUCAGCAGUUAAGUUGUUUAUAAAAUAUUUUCCAAACACGCCUGUUUAUCCUGCCAUGGGGAAUCAUGAGAGCGCUCCAGUUAACAGGUUUGCAUCAGAUUCUUAAUCAUUAAAUUUAAAGAGUUAAUGGAACAGUAAACUUGAUAUUUAUUAAAAUAUUUUUCUCAUUUAGUUUUCCUCCACCCUAUGUCAAGGGUCACAGUUCAAAUAAAUGGCUUUUAGACGCUUUUGCAGAUUUCUGGUCAUUCUGGCUGCCCUCAGAUACCAUGCCCACUAUUAGAAGGUAUUUAUGACAAAAAAUCCCAUUUUGACCAACUUUUUCACUGUCAAAGUUUCCGGAUAUGAUGUCAUUAGGUGAAUUGCAAAUUAGUUUUCCUUUGUGUUUUGUACCAAAAAUUCACCUAAUGACAUCAUAUCCGGAAACUUUGACAGUGAAAAAGUUGAUCAAGAUGAGGUUUUUUACUAUGAAGAUACAUUACAUUUCUUCUCAGAAUAUUCCAAAUAUUACACAUACAAAAAAUUAUAUUUGUGGUUAGUCACAUGUUAAUUAUUUUACUCUGUGUAAUGCAAGAUGAUUUUACAUAAGGGAAGAGUGCUAGCUGCCUCUCAAUGGGUUAAGCAUCUUUAAAUAUACCCAUCAUACUUAUAUUUAUACUUACCACUACAUUAAUUGAGAUGAGAUUCAUUGAGGAUGACAAGUAUUAAUUAUUUACCACACAAUAUUAUUAAUUGCUGUAAUUAUUUCAUUCAAUAUUUUAGAGGAGGUUAUUAUACUGUGUUACAUACAAAAGGUUUCAGAAUCAUUUCAUUGAAUGACAAUUAUUGCAACAACGAAAACUGGUAGGUUCACUAGAAUUUUGACUUUAGCUUUAGAUUGGGGUUAGGAUUAGGGGUAGGGAUUAAAAUUAGGAUUGAGGUUGUUACUUCAUAGUUUAAGGUUGAAAAAUUACUGUAUCUUAAUUGUGGAUAUGGAAAUUGAUCGUGUAAUAAUUGGACGUGAAAUGAUGAGUGUUUGAUAUUUCUCCAGGUGGUUAUUGAUCAACAACACAGACCCAGCGGGAGAACUUCAGUGGCUCAUCAAAGUUUUACAGGCUGCAGAGGACAGUAAGGAAAAGGUGAUCAUUUGUGAUCCUCGUGUACAUGCUUGAUUCAUGUCUGGGUUCGAUUUCUACAAUAUACAGCUGUUAGGUUCACUUCAGUAUCAUGUGAGAAGAGUGCUCCAUUUUGACUCUACCACAGGUUUUCUCUGGGUAUUGCAAUUUCCUCCUGUAGUAACACUGGAUCAAUAAGAGAUGAUCCUUACUGCACCUCUGGGGAGAACAGUUUAGAACUGAUAGAACUAUCCAGUAUAAAUAAAGUUAGUUUAGUUUACGUUUCCUCCUGUAGUAACACUGGAUCAAUAAGAGAUGAUCCUUACUGGACCUCUGGGAAGAACAGAUUAGAACUGAUAGAGUUAUCCAGCAUAAAUAAAGUUAGUUUAGUUUAGGUUUCCUCCUGUAGUAACACUGGAUCAAUAAGAGAUGAUCCUUACUGGACCUCUGGGAAGAACAGAUUAGAACUGAUAGAGUUAUCCAGUAUAAAUAAAGUUAGUUUAGUUUAGGUUUUCUCCUGUAGUAACAUUGGAUCAAUAAGAGAUGAUCCUUACUGGAUCUCUAGGAAGAACAGUUUAGAACUGAUAGAGCUAUCCAGUAUAAAUAAAGUUAGUUUAGUUUAGGUUUCCUCCUGUAGUAACACUGGAUCAAUAAGAAAUGAUCCUUACUGGACCUCUAGGAAGAACAGAUUAGAACUGAUAGAGUUAUCCAGUAUAAAUAAAGUUAGUUUAGUUUAGGUUUCCUCCUGUAGUAACAUUGGAUCAAUAAAAGGAAGACUUUACUAGACCUCUAAGGAGAACAGUUUAGAAGCAAGAAAUGAUCCUUACUGGACCUCUAGGAAGAACAGAUUAGAACUGAUAGAGUUAUCCAGUAUAAAUAAAGUUAGUUUAGUUUAGGUUUCCUCCUGUAACAUUGGAUCAAUAAUGGAAGACUUUACUAGACCUCUAAGGAGAACAGUUUAGAAGCAAGAGCGCUUUCCAGUAUAAAGACGUUACGUUUACGUUUUAAUUGCUGUGGAAUAAAGAUAGAGAUUCGUCAAGAAAAGCUUGCUCAUCUGAACACAACCUCUUUCCCAGACUCUCUCCUCUUAACGAGGUUGGUCUGAACGACCUUAUCAAUGUCAUACCUAGAGCAUGCCUGUUCGCAGGUUAGGUGGUGGGCGAGUGCCUUAUCUGAAGAGUAGAUUACGUUAUUUUCCCUAGGUGCACAUCAUAGGUCACAUGCCAGUGGGUCGUUCAACCUGUCUCAAACACUGGAGUUGGAAUUAUUACAAGAUCAUUGAUCGUUAUGAAAGUAUUAUCCUGGGGCAAUUCUUUGGACAUACGCAUCAAGAUCACUUCGAGUUGUAUUAUGAUCUGGAAAAUAAAACACGAGCCACAAAGUAAGUGCGUUUGAUCGAGGGCGUUGCUCACAUGUGUAAUUAUAGUCAAUAGAAGCAUAGGCGUACGGGGGGGGGGGGGCAGUUUUGGGGCAGUUGCAAUAUCCCAGUUUUUGGGCAGUCGGCAAAUAUUCAUCAAUAGUCGGGCAAUUUCUUUGGUUUGUACUAAAAUGGGAUAAAUUCUGUCAAUUUUGUCUAAAAUUAUGAAAUUUUGGCAAAUUUUUGUGAUUUUUAGCACUCUGGUGUUAAGGUUCAAAGCAACAUUGGUUGUCCGAAAACUCCCACGGGGUGGUCGCCAAAAUAAUUUUCCGGAAAAUUUUGCGCGAUAGUCAAGAAUCAAAUUUUGGGCAAUGUGGAAUUUUUUUUGGGCAAAAGCUUACCCCCCCCCCCCAGAAUUUAGCGGCCCCGUACGCCUAUGAAUAGAAGAAGGAAGUUAGAGAACUCGUUGAAGACAUAAUACACUUCAUUAUCUGCAUGUCUUGGUUUAUGCAAGAAAUUAUCGGUUCAUUGUCACGUGUGUAUUGUAUUUUCACCAGAGCAACCAAUAGCAGUGUCUUGUUCUUGUAUACGUCUACAAAUUUUAAUUUGUAUCUGAAUAAUCAUUGUGCACCAUCAGACCUUAAACCCAGUGUUGACCCACAGUGGCUCGAAUACUUUAAUAAGGUUAUCUGACUUGGAUUAGCGUUAAAGCUACUUCAGAUACCCUGUGCUAACUUUGUUUUAAUAAUGUGUGGAAAAACAAUUGUAAUUAUGUAUUUUUGACUGGUGCGAAAUAAAUAUCUUCUUCUAUCACGACUGGGUAAUUAAACCAACACACUGCUAUCGGUUGGUUGGGGGGGAAAAUACUGUACAAUCCACACGUGACGAUGAACCGACCAUUUAUUGCAUAAACCAAGACAUAAACAACAAAAACAUAGAUAAUGAGAUUUAUUAUGUUUGCAUCGAAUCUGCAUAUAAUAUAUAUUACAUAUAUUACUUUUGUAAAUUAUUUCAUUCUCCGUUUUAGUAUCGCGUACAUUGGUCCAAGUUUAACAACGUAUCAAAAUUUAAAUCCAGGAUAUCGUAUGUAUACUGUAGAUGGAAAUUAUGAUAAAUCCACUUAUGUAAGUAUACCGUCAUUUGCAUCAGACUAUUUUACUCAAAACAUUUCUUAUGGUCACAUGUUUGAUCAGUCAAUAAUAGUAAAACUAGCCUUGCGCUAAUACUUGAAACAUUUUAAAACAUUAAUAUAAUUUCUUUUCCCCAGGCCGUGUUAGAUCACUCUACAUACUACUUGGAUCUUGUUAGUACAACUAGAGACAAAAUGGUCUGGAAGUUUGAAUACAGUGCUAAGGUAACUAAUCUUGUUGAUUCAUGUUUUCAUUCUGUCAAGAAGCUUGUGAUAGACCGAUAAUCGAUGUUGCCUAUUCGGCGGAUUUUUGCCUUGUCGGUAGACGAGUGUUAAAAAGUGCCCAAAUUAAGAAAUGAACCAAAUAACUAAAAAGACCACCUCAAAAUUACUAAGUAUACAAAGUUUGAAGACGUUUACAUGAAUACCCUUCGAAUAAUAAGUUUUCGAAAAUUGUGAAAUUACUGAUUAAAAGAUUGUUUUUGGGACGCGCGUCCCAAAAACAAAAAUUACAAUACACUUCUUAGUAAAUAUCACGAUUUUCGAAGGCUUAUUAUCCGGAGGAUAUUCAUGUAAACGUCUUCAAACUUUGUAUACUUACUAAUAUUCAGGUGGUCUUUUUAGUGAUUUGUUUCAUUUCUUAAUUUGGGCAUUUUUUUACAAUCGUCCCCAGUCCACUCAUCAACUUCGGAAUGGCUAAUCGGAAUCGUUAGAAUUAUCUGUAUUUCCGAUGUGUAAAACCAAUUGUUGAGAAAAUGCGCACUUUAAAAAUUCUAUUCAAUUUCUAUUGUCUAUUUCUGAAAUAGGAAGCCUACAGAAUGAGCUCUCUACAGCCUGCUGAGUGGGAUGAUUUCGUCACUCGUUUGGGAAAUAAUUACACUAUGUUUCAGAUGUAUUACAAGUAAGUAGAAGCUAACCACACGCAUAGGACGUUUCUGUUGCCGGAAUGGCGGCUUUCAGAUAUACAAAAUUUUCUGAUUCACAAUAGAUUUUUGCACGAUUUUUUCCGUUAAGAAUAAUUUGUUAAAACACAACUGUUGAAAUGCGUACAUUUCACAAGAUACAGCAUUCAAAAACUCAUUAAUAAUUCAUGAGGAAAAUACAAAAGAAAUCACUGUCGUGUCGGUCAUGAUUUUUUAUCUCAUAUAAAACUGGUUACCGUUUUUAUAUGUGAUAAAAAAUCAUGUUAAUUUACAUAAACUUUAGUUUUGAUUUUGUCGGCUUAGACAACGUUGAUUUUUAAAAUUACUUCGCCAAUGAACUUAUCAGAGAGUUUAUUUUUUAAGCCAUUUAAAAGACUCGCAGUCCGUGCCUUGACAGAUAUAAGCGAGUUUAAGACCUUGACGACGAACUACCGACUACGUUUGAAAUAGUUUUUGUUAUAUGUAUGCAAAUACUAAAUGCUUGUCAUAACAAAUUUAUCCCAAAUAUGUUUUAUGUGCAUGGCUCUGUGUUCGGUAAGAUUCAUCUUUUAACUUUCAUUAUUUCUUUAUAAAAACUCUCUCCAACCUGUAACGUUGCGUAGUCAGUUUCGGUGCUGUGUUCUUGAUUCUGUUUUACAACACAAGAAUGUGAUUUUUAUGCUGUAGCCAAGCUCGCUACGGUGAAAAGUAUGCUCUGGGAUAUGUAAAUUUUGUCUGCCUCUGUUAAAGCAAUGCGAAAACAAGCUUUCAACCGUACUCCGUAUACCCGUUGUUCGUUGUCGGCAUCGUAAACUCCCUAUAAAACACUCGACUAUCAGGGGUAUUUUCAGGCACUUUAGGCUUAGUACUACCGUUUUUCAGAAGAAGAUUGAGUUUCUUUUGGGGGGAGGAGGACGUUAAAAAAUUUUGUGUUCAGGGGCGCGCAUUCCAAAAUAUUUCGGGACCAACUUUUUACGUGUUUACAUUUUGGAAGUGGGGGUUGCACGAGGCGCCUAGCGGGAAAUUUUGAAACUUUGAAGUCUCUAGAUCGUCGGAAAUGGCAUUUUCAAAGUCUAGUUUGGCCAUCAGGUAGCUGUAGAGCACAGAAAGAGAGUUGAUAAUGGAACAUUUACAUUAAAAAAAUCAAAUUGUGAAAAAAAAUCAUUGUGGAGGAUAGAUCUUUCCCCUUUUAAGUGAAAUUUUGAUCUAGACAAGUCUGGACUAUACAAUUACUUUAUGGUUUCCGUGUUUGGAUGGCCUGAUCCAAACACGCGGGAAUGUUGCGAGAGUUAAGAAAAGCGCGCGAAGCACGAACCGAAGGCGAGUGAUUUUGCGCGCUUUUCUUAACUCGAGCAACAUUCCCAAGUGUUUGGAUCAGGUCAUCCUAACAGGGAAACCAUAAAGUAAUUGUUUUAUAAAAUAACAACAACACGAUAAUCUUCCGUGUUUGGAUGGCCUGAUCCAAACACGGGUUUCGACCAAUCAGAGCACGCGUUAUAUACAUGUUAUUUUAUAAAAAAAUUUCAUCACAGGUUGAAAGAGAAUCACAAAAUUAGUAAUAUACCGAAGUUUCGUUGCGAAAUGUUGUAAAAUGCGGAUAAUAUAGCCUUGCGAAGUUUGCCGUUUUUCAGUCAUUUUGCAUUACAAACGGGAAAUUGAUAAUCAGAUGAUCAAACUGAUUAUCAAUUUCCCAUUCGCAACGAAACUUCGGAAUAUUACUAAUUUUGUGAUGCUCUUUCAAGCUGUGAUGAAAUUUUUGUUCAGGCUAGUCUAGAUCAAAAUUUCACUUAAAAGGGGAAAGGUCUAUUGAAGAUUGAGUAUUUACUACCGUGUACCGGUAGUAGAAAAGUGCUUGAAAAUAUCCCUGGGCUGUUGCCUCGUGAUAAAGCAGUCCUGUUCGUUUACAGCAUGGGCUGCUGUAUAUAUUCUAUAUCUUCAUCUAGAUACAAAUGGAAAUGUUCUCCGUUUGGCGCGAAGUGUACAACGAGAGCCUGCAUUGUGGGCGAGAUGUGUGACCUGCGAUCAGGCAGAUCACAUGACGACGACUUUUUCUGCAGAAACGUAACCAGGCCUGAAUACAAUAUGUGCUGAGUCAGCUUAACGAAAGAAAGGUCACGUGAGUCUUUGGUUUGAAAAUUUUCAUAUGCGGUGUGAAAUAUCACUAUAAAAUAAGAUAUUGGGAUUUUGUACGCAAAUAUAGUUAAAUUUUAUUAUUUAAUCAGUCGUGAUGCAUGCAUAAGUGUUUCUAUAAAUUAAUGUAUAAAUAAAUAGUACGAUUCUGAAUUAGGGAGCCUCUUUUUCAGGAUAUCGUAAUAUUAAACUGCUUAUUUUAAAUUGAAAAGGUAUUAUUUAAUCAUUCAUAAAUAUUCAAAAAUAGUUAAGAUUGUUAUAUGGCAUUUUAUGUUCUGAAAUUAAAAAAAUAUUGAUAUUGUGAUAUGGUAUUUUAUGUUCUGAAAUUCAAAAAUUAUUGAUAUUGUUAUAUGG